UCAAAAGCAACUUCUUCCAGCUUCCAUCAUCUCCUUCAUUCUCUCUCUCAAAGUCAUAUAGAAUCAAUGGCUUCUUCUCCUUUGUUAAUGGCUUUGCUGUUAGCAUUAGCAGCAGUAGCUUCAGCUCAGCUAUCUUCAACAUUCUAUGAUACUUCGUGCCCAAACGCUCUUUCAACCAUUAAAGCCGCAGUUCAAUCUGCUGUGGCGAAUGAGAAAAGAAUGGGGGCGUCGCUGCUUCGCCUUCAUUUUCAUGACUGCUUUGUCCAAGGUUGUGAUGGCUCAGUUCUAUUGGAUGAUACUUCCUCGUUCACCGGAGAGAAGACUGCCGGACCAAAUCAAAACUCACUUAGGGGUUUUGAUGUGGUCGAUAAUAUAAAGAAACAAGUUGAAGCUGUUUGCAAUCAGACUGUCUCAUGUGCUGAUAUUCUGGCCGUUGCUGCUCGUGAUUCCGUCGUUGCGCUUGGCGGGCCAACAUGGACAGUGAAACUUGGGAGAAGAGACUCAACCACAGCCAGCUUGAGCCAAGCCAACAGCGACAUUCCCAGCCCAGCUUCAAACCUAAGUGCUCUCAUUUCAUCUUUCUCGAAGAAAGGCCUCUCCACAACAGACAUGGUUACCCUCUCUGGAGCUCACACCAUUGGCCAAGCGAGAUGCACAGUCUUUCGAUCUCGUAUCUACAAUGAGACCAACAUCGACGCUUCGUUCGCAAGCUCUGUGAAGAGCAACUGCCCCAGCACAGGCGGAGAUAACAAUCUCUCCCCUCUUGAUUUGCAGACUCCCACAACGUUCGAUAACGACUAUUAUAAUAACUUGGUGAACAAGAAGGGGCUUAUGCAUUCAGAUCAGCAGCUCUUUAAUGGCGGAUCCACUGACUCUCAGGUGAGCAGCUAUAACUCCAACCCUUCGAAGUUUGCCAGCGACUUUGCGGUGGCGAUUGUGAAGAUGGGAGAUAUCAGUCCUCUUACAGGAACCCAAGGGCAGAUCAGGCUGAAUUGUAGGAAGACCAAUUAAGAUUGUUUAAGCUAUGAUUUUGCGUGAGAAUUAUAGUUUAUAGGAAAUAUAUGUUGUUCUUUUGUCUUAAAUGUUCUAGUUUUAUGAGUUUAGGUUGGUGUCUUUCGAGGCCUAAGCAAUGGGCAUUAGGAAGAUGUAAUAUUCUGAUUUUGUUCUUCUACCUUUAGCAAGAGCAAAGGUAGCGAGUUAUAAGCUUUUAUUAAUAUGCAAUAAAUAAAUUAUGGUGUUUUUCUUGCAAUAAAA
Messenger RNA from Dendrobium catenatum, 1254 nucleotides. Its product is annotated as cationic peroxidase 1. NCBI's taxonomy places the organism in Eukaryota, Viridiplantae, Streptophyta, Magnoliopsida, Asparagales, Orchidaceae. Gene Ontology annotation, biological process: hydrogen peroxide catabolic process; response to oxidative stress. The record is from RefSeq and is a predicted model, not a curated record. Bases 67 to 1011 code for a protein of 314 amino acids. Gene Ontology annotation, molecular function: heme binding; peroxidase activity. The transcript has 4 exons.